This is a messenger RNA of Pararge aegeria (speckled wood butterfly), 1871 nucleotides long. Its product is annotated as regulation of nuclear pre-mRNA domain-containing protein 1B. Gene Ontology annotation, cellular component: RNA polymerase II, holoenzyme. Gene Ontology annotation, molecular function: RNA polymerase II complex binding. Lineage: Eukaryota; Metazoa; Arthropoda; Insecta; Lepidoptera; Nymphalidae. The coding region runs from base 67 to 1125 and encodes 352 amino acids. The record is from RefSeq and is a predicted model, not a curated record. The transcript is spliced from 6 exons. Gene Ontology annotation, biological process: mRNA 3'-end processing.
GAUUGCGCGGUGAUUGCGCGUUCUGAAUCUUUACUGCUAUUUAGAAGUGCGAAAAUACGACUUAUUAUGUCCGGUUUCACAGAAAACGCCUUAAUUCGUAAGCUGCAAGACUUAAACCCUAGCCAACAGAGUAUUCAAACAUUAUCUUUGUGGCUUAUACAUCACAGAAAACACCACGCCGCUAUCGUCAAAACAUGGUUCAAAGAGCUAUUAAAAGCAAAAGACAGUAAACAACUCACAUUUAUGUAUCUUGCAAAUGAUGUGAUACAGAAUAGCAAAAAGAAAGGACCCGAGUAUGGAAAGGAGUUUGGUAAUGUACUUGUGGAUGCAUUAAAACAUAUGGCAAAAACUGGUAUCAAUGCAAAGACUAAGCAAUCACUACAUCGCAUACUAAAUAUAUGGGGGGAGCGGGCUGUUUAUGAGCCUCAGAAGAUACAAGAGUUUAAAGUGGCUGUUGAUCCCAAUGAUGCAGAACCAAGUAAUGUUGCUAAAAGAAAAGCUAUAAACACUGAGGUGAAAGAACCUGAGAAGAAGCCUAAGUUUGAAGAAAAUAGUAGAGAAAAAGAGAGAAUUAAAGAGAAACGAGAAAGAAGAAGGAGUGAGAGUAAGUCAGAUGGUCACAAUGACUCUAUCUCUAAUGUGAGCCCUAACACUCCACCUGGAGACCCUCCAGAACCUGAAGAGCUAGUAAAGGCGCUGCUAGAGUUGGAAUCAAGUGCUUCAAGCGACGAAGCAGUGAGGGAGCGUAUCGCCUCGUUGCCGCCAGAAGUUUCCGAAGUGCAAUUAUUAUCUAAGUUAGAAGAUAAGGAAUCGGCACUAAGCCUGAGCGUCAUAGUCAAUUCGGCGGUGGAACUCCUAGCUGAGUACAACUUAAGGUUGUCCGAGGAGUUGGAGAAGAGACGGAAGGUCGCCGCCAUGUUGAGGGACUUCGAACAGGCGCAACGGGAACUCGCCAAGAAAGCUGAGGCGAAGCUUGAGGAAUACAAUAUUAAGCUGCAGAAAAUCUUCGAAGUGAAGUCCGAGGUAAAGUCCCACAUAGAGAACUUGCCGGAUGUGUCGCGGCUUCCCGACGUGACCGGUGGGCUGGCCCCGCUGCCCUCCGCCGGGGAUCUGUUCAGCGUAUGAGAGUUAAUUAACGACUAUCAUGUCGAUCCAGGCUUCGUGCGGACUUUGCGAGGUUACCGAUGAUGCCUCGCAACACAUGCCUCGCAACGCAUGCCUCGCAGCGCUUGUAUCAAAACGCAUAGCUCGCCAAAAACAUUAUGUUCACGUGAGAUCCGUUACUACGCCUGCCUCACAGUGCAUGCCUCGCAGCGUAUGCCUCGCAGCGCAUGCCUCGCGAGACAUGGCUGGAAUAUAUACACUUUGAGGCAUCCGUUGCUACACAUGCCUCGUAACGUUCGUACAAAGCAAUGAAUAAAUUGGACUACGUAAACUUUAAUUGUUCAGAAAUUCUUGACUAUUUAAAUAAUUAGAGUAGUAUCUCUAUGAAAAAAAAAUAUACAUUUGCCUUUACAAUAGUAAAAAAGCUUAACGUGAGUUAUUGCGGUAAAAAAUGUUUAUUACUUCUGGUCCUUGAAAUGGAUAAAAGAAGUGUUGGAGCAAAUAUAAGAUGUUAAUUUCAUAUAGAGUGGCGUGCGUAUAGCACCCUUAUAUUAUUAUGUGUGCCUUCAUAUAAACUGCCUUCUGAAGCAAUACGACAAUUGAUUAAAUAAAUCUAAUAAAAAUAUAUUUCAAGAAAAAUUCACUAGAAAGUUGGAAAUUUCUAAAUAGUUAGAGUUCAUGGAUGACGUUAUGCAAUAAGUGAAUAGUAUUUUAUUUUAGUUAUUAAUAUGUGUGACUGUUAUAAAGAUACUAAUUGAACCAAAAAU